UUGGGAUUCGUACAGGGUGAGUAAAGGAAUUUUUUUUCCGGGUUCUUUUCGGCGGCCUCAGAGGGGAUCUGGCUCCAUGACGGCGGAGGGGAUAGCGGAUGCUUUGAGAUCACCGAGCCAGUGGGUCGAGAUGCCGAUUCUGAAGCAAUCCCCCAUCUCCCAGUCGAAGAAGAGGCCCCGCAUCGGCCGGGACAUGAUCAGCGCCCCGCUGGGGGAUUUCCGGCACACCAUGCACGUCGGCCGGGGCGGGGAUGCCUUCGGGGACACCUCCUUUCUCAGCAACCACGGGGGCCCCAAGGCCAACGGGCUGCCCCCCACCACCGAGGCCUUGGCACCGGCUCAGUCCCCCAGCCGCCUCUCGGGGUCCUCCGGCAGCCCGGCUGAUUUGGGGGGUGGCCCUGGUGCCCUGGAUUUGCCCCCCCCUGGCUGGGAGGGGGAACUGCAACACGCCGAGUCCCUCUUCUCCUUCGAGUUGGAUCUGGGGCCGUCCAUUCUGGACGAGGUGUUGGGGGUCAUGGACAAGGGCGGGGAGCAGCCCCGGAGCGAGGACGUAAGGGCGGAGAGGCCGGUGGGAGGACAGGGGCUGGGCCAUGGGGCAGCUCCCCAGGUAGGGGAGGAGGAAGAGGAGGAAGAAGAAAAGGAGGAGGAGGAGGAAGGCUCCGGGCAUGGAUACACAUUUGAUGAUGAGCUGGAUGAUGAGAUUGGGCUAUAGGAGAGGAGGUUCAGCUCCCCUCCAUUCCCCCCUAUUCCCUCCACCCAUCCAUCUUUCUGGUCCCCCAUCCCUUCAUCCACGCCCCUGCUGCUUCAGCCAUCCACCUCUUCCCUUGCAUGUGUUCUCUUGUUCUUUCCUUCUUCCUCACCCUUCUUUCAUGCUCUUCCCCCUUCUCUUUCUUUUGCUCCUGCUCUCUUUCCCUUCCCCUCUUCCACCAUUUCUUCCUUUCGUUCUUUUCUUUUGUUCACUUAUUCUUACCUCCCAGCCGGCCCCCUCCCCAUGGCAGUACCGGUUCUCCGAGGAUGGUGAUCCUACCUUCAAUGGAAAGCCCAAUGUGUUUGAUCCUAAUUUUCACCUCCUUGUCUGUAUGGAUUUCUGGAAUCCUAAUCCACCCACCCAUCCGUUGACUGGUCAACUCGUCAAUACGUCUAUCUAUUAAUGAGCCCCUCAAUCAAUCCACCAACCCACCUGUCAAUCCAUUUGUCAAUCAACCCGUCAAUUGAUCAACAAUCAAUCUACCACCAAAAAACAAUCGGCCCAUUGGCUGACAAAAUGAGCUAUCAACAGUCAGCCCCCCCCGCCCCCUGGCCCAACUCAUCAAUUGGCCAAUGGACCCAUCAACCAUCAAUCCACCAAUUGACCUGCCAACUAGGUUAUGUACCAACUAAUUGACCCAUGGAACAGUCAACAAUCAACCAAGCAGCCCUUCAACCCAUCAGCGGACUAGUCACGAAUCAACCUGCCAAUCGACCAGUCAACCGACCCGUGGAACAAUCAACAAUCAAUUAACCAAUUGACCAACCAAUCAUCUCAGCAAUUGAUCAAAUAACCCACCAGUCAGUCAGCAUCCCCCAUCCUCUCCCUCGUUCCCCUCUCCCAAUGGGAGAAGGAACUCCUGAACUGAAAGAAGAGACACUUUGAUGUUGGUUUUAUGUGUAUCUAUCUCACACCCCAUCUGGACUCCGGGGUCACAAGAGAUGGACUUGGACAAGAGCAGUGGCACUGGGGUGGAUGGGGGGCAUGGAUCAGCCAUGAGAAAAGUGAUUUGGGUAACACUGUGAAAAUGACCUGAGUUCCCUCCUUCCCCACCCCCUAUUUCAUACCUGGGGCUCCCCACCACAUGGAAGGAAAGUUACUUGAGACAUUAAUGGAUUAUAUUCACCAGGGGUGGAGGGCUGAGAGUCUCAUGGGUUAGAGCAGAGGGGGCUGGGAGCCAGGACUCCUGGGUGCUCUCCCUGGCUCUGGAGGAGGGGAGUGGGGUCUGGUGGUUAGAGCAAGGGGGCUGGGAGCCAGGACUCCUGGGUUCUCUCCCUGGCUCUGGAGGAGGGGAGCGGGGUCUAGUGGUGAGGGCAGUGAGGGCUGGGAGCCAGGACUCCUGGGUUCUCUCCCUGGGUCUGGAGGAGGGGAGUGGGGUCUAGGGGUGAGGGCAGUGGGGGCUGGGAGCCACGACUCCUGGGUUCUAUCCCCAGCUCUGUCAUUGAUCCCCUGUGUCCCCCCAGGCAAGUCCAUGGGUCAGUCUGUGCCUCAGUUUCCCUCUCUAAAGUGGAGCUCAUGGUGCUGCCCCAAGGAGGAGGUGAGGGGAGGGAGGGCUUUGGGUUUCUCUGAUGAAAGCUGCUACCUGGGUACUAGGGAUGAGCCCGCCUCCCAGCCACGGAGUGCGGGGGGCGGGGGGGCAAGGCUGGAGGCUGACCUGAGCUCCAUCCGGAGCCACCCCCAGACUGCCACGGGGGGCAAGGACGUGGUCUGAUCUUGUGCUAAUUCCUGGGUCUCCUCACCCCACGGUGUGUCCGCUGCGAGCCCCAGGCCUGGCACGCUGCCUUUAACGCCUGCCCCCGGCCCUCCGUGUCUCUGCCCGCCCCCCAUGUUAAAUAGCAGGAUGGAUCUCUGCGUAUAUUUUUUUAUAUCUCUGUAUAUUGCCCCCCUCCCCCCCCGCGGUGUAUAAAUGUCCAUUCCCCUCCCCCAGCCCUGCCUCGAGUUCACUCUCAAGCCAAUCUUUCUGGGGAGAGAGAAAUGUUUGUGUUUCUUACCAUUAAAGCGCGACCUUCGGUCCGGA
Molecule: messenger RNA, 2765 nt
Organism: Chelonia mydas (Green sea turtle)
Lineage: Eukaryota; Metazoa; Chordata; Testudines; Cheloniidae
Gene: CDC42EP5
Product: CDC42 effector protein 5
Exons: 2
Coding region: 77-712 (211 amino acids)
Source: RefSeq, a predicted model, not a curated record